GGCCUCGCACCGCAAUAAAAUGCCACAAUGGGCAUAUGGAAGAGACUAGAAGUGUAAACAAAGUAGGUCGCAGCCCACAUCACAGUCGCCCCCCACCGUUUGUUUCACCACGUACCCUUUUUCUACUCUCUUCGAUUCUCUCCGGGUGUCUCUCGCUCCACCCCAUUUCCACCAUUUUAAUCAGACUCUGCGCCUUUUUCUCAAUACCCCAUUUUGAUUCUAUUUCAUCUUUGAAGCUCACAAAUCACAGACUAUCCAAGAUACUCUACUAUAAAAGCAUAAGAAAGUUUUUCCAUACUAAGGAUGUCUGAAGCUGAUUCUCAUAGUGACUCACCCAGGCGACGCUCUGGCCUACUAAGGGACCAGGUUCAAGUAGUUAAAAGGAAGAAUUCUGAUCGUUAUGAGAUUGUUCGAAUUCAGGAUCCUUUGUCCUUUGAAAAGGGGUUCUUUAUAGUGAUUCGUGCAUGCCAGUUGUUGGCUCAGAAGAAUGAUGGUAUAAUAUUUGUUGGGGUAGCAGGACCUUCAGGGGCUGGAAAGACUGUGUUCACUGAAAAGGUUCUCAACUUCAUGCCCAGCAUUUCGGUCAUAACCAUGGACAACUACAACGAUGCCAGUCGUAUUGUUGAUGGAAACUUUGACGAUCCACGCCUGACUGAUUAUGAUACUUUACUACAAAAUAUCCGUGGUCUGCAAGAAGGGAAUCCUGUUCAAGCUCCUAUAUAUGAUUUUAAAUCUAGCUCUCGUGUAGGAUACAGGACAAUUGAAGUCCCUAGCUCCCGCAUUGUUGUCGUUGAAGGUAUAUAUGCCUUGAGUGACAAACUUCGGCCUUUUCUGGAUCUCCGUGUUUCUGUUACUGGUGGAGUACACUUUGACCUUGUGAAACGGGUUUUCAGAGACAUUCAACGCGCUGGACAAGAGCCUGAAGAGAUAAUUCAUCAGAUUUCAGAAACGGUAUAUCCCAUGUACAAAGCUUUUAUAGAGCCGGAUCUACAGACAGCACAUAUAAAAAUCAUCAACAAGUUCAACCCUUUUUCUGGUUUUCAGAAUCCUACAUAUAUAUUGAAGUCAACAAAGGCAGUGACUGAAGAUAAAAUUAAAGAAGUUAUAUCUGACGAGUACAAAGAACGUACCGAGGAAACGUAUGAUAUAUAUCUUUUACCACCUGGUGAGGAUCCUGAAGCAUGCCAGUCAUAUCUUAGAAUGAGGAACAGGGAUGGAAAAUACAAACUUAUGUUUGAGGAAUGGGUUACCGAUAGUCCAUUCAUCAUAUCACCUAGAAUUACUUUUGAAGUAAGUGUACGCCUUUUGGGUGGGCUAAUGGCAUUAGGGUACACCAUUGCAACCAUCCUGAAAAGAAGCAGCCAUAUAUUUUCCGAUGACAGGGUGUGUGUAAAAACAGAUUGGUUGGAGCAGAUAAACCGAAAGUAUGUUCAGGUACAAGGAAGAGAUCGUGCACAUGUCAAAUUUGUAGCAGACCAGCUAGGCUUGGAUGGUUCAUAUGUUUCUCGCACCUACAUAGAACAAAUUCAGCUGGAAAAGCUUGUUGAUGAUGUUAUGGCGUUGCCUGAUGAUUUGAAGACAAAGCUUAGCAUAGACGAUGACAUUACAAGCCCGAAAGAAGCCUUAUCCCGGGCCUCUGCAGAUCAAAGAAGCAGAUAUCUCAAUCGAUCACACUCUCUGUCAGCACGUGACAAGAAACUACCCAGGCUGACAAAACUUGAUGUAAAUAGCAGAAGAUUUGAUGACAGAACCCCGGAAUCACCAGCUGCACUUCCGAAGCAGGGUGUGAUCACUCAACUCUCGGAACAAAUUACUACACUAACUGAAAGAAUGGAUGAGUUUACUUCCCGUAUCGAGGAGAUAAAUUUCAAAAUCUCAGCCACAAAUGCAUCCUCUAGCCAACAAAAUUUGGCUGUGCAUGCUGAAAGCUGCAAUGGUACCGCACAACCUGCCCUGUUCAUGGCUGGCAAUGGUGCAAUGAAUGGUACACUACUUCCUAGUUCUGCGUCCUCUUCUCAAUUAGCAAGGGAAUCACCAAUUAUGGAAGAGAUUUUGCUCAUUGGAAGGAGCCAACGCCAGAUCAUUCAUCAAAUUGAUAAUAUGAAUAACAUCCUGAGGGAAUACUCUGAUGAGAGGUCUCGCCAAGGAAGAACAGACAGCACAGGCAACAUCACAUAUGUCGAAUCAAUUGGCAUUCCUGCAGUUCUUGGUUUGGUGAUCGGGGUUUUUGGUGUCUUAUUGUACAGGAGUAUGGCAUCACACAAGUAAAGCUUGCUACACCAGAAAGUAGUUCCUUGACGCAACAUACCAGCAGAAGUACCAGCAUCACUUUGUCAUGGUCUUCAUCCAAAUAUAUAGGAAAAAGUUGAGUAACACAUACUGGCUGUCGUACCAAAAAGUUGAAUGCAUAUUCUCUGUCGUACCAAAAAUUGCUGCUCUUUGGAAAAACAGAUAAAUAAGCACACUGCAGCCUGUUCCUUUGCUGAUAAGUGUUUAUUGACAAAUUGAACUUCUUUCUGAAUUGAUUUCAGUUUCUCCGGAAUUUGGUAUACAAAAGUCACCCAAAAGGAAUAGGUUAUAUUAGGAAGUGAUUGAUGUAGGAUACUUUCUUACACAAACCCUAAUAUAGAUCUAGUGUAAAUAUUUCACUGCUACAGAACCAAGCUUUUCAAUCCUAAUAUAAAGUUUUUUGCUGGU
This is a messenger RNA of Daucus carota subsp. sativus, 2697 nucleotides long. Its product is annotated as inorganic pyrophosphatase TTM1. NCBI's taxonomy places the organism in Eukaryota, Viridiplantae, Streptophyta, Magnoliopsida, Apiales, Apiaceae. The record is from RefSeq and is a predicted model, not a curated record. The transcript has 12 exons. The coding region runs from base 304 to 2268 and encodes 654 amino acids. Gene Ontology annotation, cellular component: cytoplasm. Gene Ontology annotation, molecular function: ATP binding; kinase activity.